CCAACCCGAACUCAUGUGAAAGAACUCUACACACCUUGCUCUCUCUGAAAUUAUGUGGUUCAAGAAGGUUCGAUGCACUUGAACUACCCCGAACCAGUGCAUAAGCAUCCUGCACAAAUUGCUUCCCAUCUAAAGAUGUAGUUAGAAAAGGUUCGGUACAGUCGAACCACCCCGAACUCAUGUAAAAGAACUCUACACACCUUGCUCUCUCUGUAAUGAUGUAGUUCAAGAAGGUUCGAGGAGGUUCGAUGCACUUGAAC
Messenger RNA from Geodia barretti, 260 nucleotides. The record is from the annotation of a GenBank genome assembly. NCBI's taxonomy places the organism in Eukaryota, Metazoa, Porifera, Demospongiae, Tetractinellida, Geodiidae.